Messenger RNA from Drosophila kikkawai, 3309 nucleotides. RefSeq names its product putative ATP-dependent RNA helicase BoYb. NCBI's taxonomy places the organism in Eukaryota, Metazoa, Arthropoda, Insecta, Diptera, Drosophilidae. The record is from RefSeq and is a predicted model, not a curated record. Gene Ontology annotation, biological process: germ-line stem cell division. Gene Ontology annotation, molecular function: nucleic acid binding; ATP binding.
AUGUCUUUCUUUAGGGAAAUCGAACCAAAAACAGAAGCUGAUCCCGAGACGGACGCCAACAAUCUCUUGGAAGCCAUCCGUCCGCGUCCGCUAUUGUCCACCAAUUGCACCGAUUUUGUGUUGGCCCAUUCAAAGGGAGCCCUACGUCCGGUGCGCCAGCUGCCCGAGGUGAUCCUGCUGCCGCACAUCUUGGAGAUGAUGCACAAAUUGCGUUUGAAUCGUUUGCUGCGCGUGCAGAGCCACACAUGGCCCCACCUGAUCGUUGACCGUGGCCACGGUGCCAUGGUUGUGGCUGCACCGCGCAGUGGUCGCACCUUCAGCUAUCUACCGCCUGUCUGCGAUGUGAUUAGUCGCACUAUUAUGGCCACCGUGGACACUGACAAUCUGUUGGGAGCGUUGGCCGUGAUUUUGGUAAAGGACUUGGAGCGAGUGCGCCACGUGAGCGCCGUGUGCCAUGCCUUUUUGCGGAAGCUAAAACACGCUACAACCUAUACGCUCGUACUGAACAUACCCUCUGACAAUAAUCCGGAGUUUUUCCAUUGCCUUUUCAAUGGCGUUGGCUGUUUGGUGGCCACACCUGCCCAGCUGGUCUGGAUGUUCAAGGACAUGGAGAAGUUAAUGAAGUUCGAACACCUGAAGUUCGUUGUCUACGAUGAUAUUGAUCUGAUGGAUCCGAGGCUGUUGACAAAGGCGGAGCUGGUGCUCAAGAAUCUAAUGCUCAUGGAUCACAGCCAUCCGCAGCUGGUGAUGAUCUCCCAGACCUAUGAUCCCGUCCAGAUGGCCCGGCUGAAGCUGCUAAACAGCAAUCCGGUAUUGAUCUUUGGUGACAUGCUGGAGGCAGCUUUGUAUGGAAAGGCGCGCCUACGGAUCGCCAUAUGUCCGCAGCAGAAAAAGUUCAACGAGGUGCUCAAGAUUUUGGAGCAGCGUCCGCCUCAAAAAUAUCGCACGGUGAUCUUUUGCAGUGAUGAUGCGGAUAUGCGACGCCUGGUGGUUCAUCUUCUGGAGGAGAAGGAGCCCUCAUUUAGCUGUUUGCCUUAUUACGAGGAUGCCGACAUGGAGGUGGCUGAGCAGGUUCAAGACUGGCUAGUGGAUACACAAGGCAUCAUCCUUUUGGCCACCGACAACUGCCCGGAGCUAAGCAUCCGGCAUGCCCACACGCUGAUCCACUACAGCAUGAGCCUUAGCUGGGGCAAGUUCAAGAUGCGUCAUCUGGCCAUUUCCGGGAAUCUGGUCAACAGACUGGUUAGCGACUCCUCCACCAGUGAGAAGGGGACCUUCUUACAGCCUCAUUCCUUGAUUCUGCUGGAUGAAUCCAAUCAAAAGCAGCUGCCACGUCUUGUGGACUUUGUGGGCAAGCACCAGCCCGUGGAUGAGGAAAUCAAAGCCCUGGCCAAGAAGAUACGCGAAAAGUUUGCCAAGCUGGAAGCCAAUCAGAAUGUGGUGUGUCGCCAGAUCAUGAUGCUGGGCGAUUGCAUCAAUAAGCAAUGCGAGGAACGUCAUCAUGCUGAUCAUAUGGAUCGACCCCUUGCCACAGUGCCCACCUUGGGUGAUAUCAAGGUAAGCCUGGUGCGUGUCUAUUCGCCCACACAUUUAUGCGUUCAUCUUUUGGAGCAUUUGCCGCCGGGUGAAUCAUGGAAACCCUAUCCAUCUCUACCGGCUCAACAAAUGCGCCUUCAAUUGCUGCAGAGCAACUGCAGCAUGGAACGCUUUUGGCCCCCCAUUGCUGGUACCAUCUGCCUGUAUCGCAAUAAAGCCAUCAAUGUCCGCGUCCGGGUACUCAAGGUGGCGCCCAUUGAGGACGUAAAUAUAUACCUUAACAAUCUAUAUGUCCUGGUCCAGGCCAUGGAUGAGGAUACCCAGAUCUUUAGCGUGCGAAGUGGGCGUCUGUACAAGUGCCCGGAGGAGUUGCAAGCGGAACCGCCCUUGGCCAUUGAUUUGCGUUUGUUUGGUUUGAUUCCCCAAUCCGGGGAACGUGGCUGGUCGGAGAAGGAUCGCCGUGACAUCGAGUACAAGCUGAAGAAUCUGCCCAAUGGAUGCUUCCUGCAGGCCACCAUACAGUUUGCCACCUCUCACACUAUUUUCGUUAGCAAUCUGGUGGCCAUGUUUUAUGCCAGCGCCAUGAAGGUGCAUGUACGCAAGCUGAGCCUUGGCCAGCAUCUCAUCAAAGCCAAGUUGGCCAAAAGCUGUCCGCUGGCAAAGGAUACGAUAUUUACCUUUUUUGAGGAGGUUUUGGAGGUGAAAGAGGAGGGGGAUGACAAGCAGAAGCUGAAGGCAGAGGAGCAGCUGAAGGAGGAGAAUAAUAAUGAAACCAAGGAGAACAAUCCUCCCAAUAAGACAUUUAUACAGGGAAGAGCCUUGAGUGUGAUCCAAAUGGGCUUGGAUCAGGUUAAGCGUAACAUGCUGGCUAGAGAGCGGAAGGUCAAGGAGGCACCAGACGAGGCUGCGAAGGUGGAGCAGGAAGAGAAAGACCCAAAAGACGAGGCUAAGAAGCUGAAGAAGGAAGAGAAGGAGUCCAAGCAGCCGGAGCAGAUACCAAAAGAUCCAGAAGACCAGUCUGCAGAGUCCAAUAAAAGCCUCAACCAGCUCAUUCAAUGCAUCGAAAACAUUAAAAUCAUUGCCAAGCUGGAAGCGGAGGAGGAUGACAACCAUAUGUUCGCUGACACAUUCACUGGAGCAACCAAAUUAAUUGACAUAAUGAAGGGUUAUCCAGAAGUCACUAACGAUAAGCCACAAAAAAGAACCGAAAAGAAAAAAGCCACAAAAGAUUCCAUUUCCAAAUUCACAGUCACUAAGCCACGUGACCCCACCAUGCAGCUUCAACUCCCCUCGAAUGUGGUGCGUCCGCCCACCAACUACUAUCAAACUCUGACCACCUUGGAGCUUCAAGUGCUCCUGCCCGAUGAGGGUUACAAGUACUCCGCCCUGCUGAUUGACAAUCAAGUCUUGUUCCAGGCCACUCAUCCAUCCUUGGAACUUUGCCAUCAAUUCCAGUUGCCGUUGGGCGUGGCAUAUAGCUACCUAAAGGAUUACAUGCGCGGCCGUACGGUGUACAUGAGCGUCAAGAAAACUGUGGCCAUGCCUGAUCCUCUGAACUUUGAUCUUUACCAACGUUUCCUGAAGCCCAAUCACGAGAAGUUUGGCAAGAUGGAUGAGCAGCGUGAGGAGCAAGAAAAGAAGCCUAGAAAGGCUGUGCCAUUCAAGGAUGUGGGAUGGCAUAACGAGUAUCAGGAGAUCGAAGAUAGUGCCGACGAGGACCAUCAUGUGGAUGGGAUCGAGCGUGUAGAACACGAUCUAUACGAUGAAGACUAA